UAUAUUUUAAAAUAGUUAUGAAGAAUGGGUGUUCUAUAUAAAAGGUGCCUAUUAAGAGGGCGACUAACAAUAGAAGCAUUUGGAGGAUUCGUGACCGUACCAGACUAGUCCAAGGAAGGAGUUUGGCGGGAGUAUUCUGUUUAGAAAUUAAAUGGAAGUUCGUUGUAGCCGGAGAGUGGAAUGACAGAUAUGAAGUUUACGGAAGUUUUUAAGGUUUCUCGCCCGUUAGCGAAAAUUUCAAAAAAUGGACAAUUUCUGGCUUAUGUUAUAUCAAAUCGGUGUGUAGUAAGAAGAGUUAAAACAUUGGAUGUUGAGCAUAUAUUUGUAUGUGUAGACAUUAUAGAAAAAAUAAAAUGGUCACCUGAUUCAUGCUAUAUACUAUGUGGUGUUUUAAAAAGAAAUAUUGUACAGGCUUGGUCUAUAGAAGAACCUAGAUGGACUUGUAAAAUUGAUGAAGGAUCAUUUGGAUUAAUUGAUUUAUGCUGGAGUCCGGAUGGUCGACAUAUUUUAACCACAGCAUCAUAUCAUAUGAGAAUAACUGUAUGGUCUCUUGUUUCGAAAACAGUGUCAUAUUUAAAAUACUGUAAAGCAGCUAAUCCUGGAUUGUCAUUUCGGCAAGAUGGGAGAUUUCUGGCAUUAGCAGAAAGACGCGAUUGCCGGGACCAUAUAAGUAUAAUAGUAUGUUCUACCUGGCAGCUUGUUAAGCAUUUUGAAACAGAUACUAAAGAUUUAGCUGGCAUUUCUUGGUCACCGGAUGGAAUGGUCCUUUGUGUUUGGGAAGCUUUGACAGAAGAUUAUAAAGUUCUAAUUUAUUCAUUGGAUGGCUUUUGUUUAAUGACAUUCAAAUCUUAUUCCUGGGCUCUUGGUAUUAAAUCAGUUGCUUGGUCUCAUACAGGACAAUUUCUUGCCAUAGGAAGCUAUGAUCAAAAAGUUCGUCUUUUAAAUAGAAUUACAUUUAAAGCAUGGGCAGAAUUUGGUUUUCCUUUUAAAAUUACUACAGAUAUGGUUGUCUACAAAGAAAGACCUUUAAUAUCGGAUCCAAAUACAGAUUCAAUUUUUGAAGGCCGUAGCAAAUAUGAAAUAAUUACAGAACGUCCAGUUAAUGUAUCACUGAAACCUCUUGAUUGCAGCAAACCUGAUAGACAUGGAGUGGGCACAAUAAAAUUCAGUUCAGAUUGCCAUUAUUUAGCAAUGAUUAAUGGUUAGUUUGUUAAUAAAAUAUGCUAUUUAAUUUCUAAAAAGACUGUCCCGCAUAGUUACA
Centruroides sculpturatus (bark scorpion) is the source of this 1261-nucleotide messenger RNA. Its product is annotated as WD repeat-containing protein WRAP73-like. Lineage: Eukaryota; Metazoa; Arthropoda; Arachnida; Scorpiones; Buthidae. Bases 181 to 1206 code for a protein of 341 amino acids. The transcript is spliced from 11 exons. Gene Ontology annotation, molecular function: protein binding. The record is from RefSeq and is a predicted model, not a curated record. Gene Ontology annotation, biological process: microtubule anchoring at mitotic spindle pole body; protein localization to mitotic spindle pole body; mitotic sister chromatid segregation. Gene Ontology annotation, cellular component: mitotic spindle; MWP complex; microtubule organizing center.